Paramecium sonneborni is the source of this 909-nucleotide messenger RNA. NCBI's taxonomy places the organism in Eukaryota, Ciliophora, Oligohymenophorea, Peniculida, Parameciidae. The record is from the annotation of a GenBank genome assembly.
AUGCAUCUACGCAAUCAAUUUAUUCAAAAUUUAAAUACCAUACAUGCUGGAUAAAAAAUAUAUGCUGAUAGAAUGCCUAGCUCUAAAAAUAUAAAAAUGGCUUACUGGGUUUGGCCAGAUGGUAUUUUACCAUAUAUGAUUGAUGAAUCAUUUCUAUAAGAUAUGAGAAUUCAAUUAGAAAAAGCAAUAUUAGAAUUUCAAUAAUAAACACCGAUUAGAUUUUUAAAAAUACAAGAUCCUUCUAAAUAUAAGCACUAUUUAAUAUAUUUAUAAGAUCCAAAUAAAAAAGGAGAAGGUUAUGUAAAGAAAUGUGGUAGGUAGCCAGAAGAAGUAGGAAAAAGCAUCAAACAUGAAGUGUUUAUUAAUCGUACUGCAAGAUAUGCAACAUAUCUUCAUGAAACUAUGCAUAUUUUGGGCUUUAUGCACACAUAAUGUAGAGAUGAUAGAGACUUAUAUGUGAUAAUAAACCCAGGAUAUGAAGAAGUUAAUGAUUAUUAAAAGCGUCCAAAUUUCUAAAUGAUCGGUAAUUAUGAUAAAUAAUCAAUUAUGCAUUACAGUAUAGGUAAUGAAUGUAAAAUGUAACCUCGACCAGAAUAUGCUGGUUAAACUUUUGGAUAUGCCGAACAUUUAAGCUCUUAAGAUAUACAAGUCAUUAAACUGAUUUAUGGACACGAGAAAUGUUCUUAUAGUGUUUACUAAGCGGAAGAGAUAAUAUAACUCUAUUGUAAAUGUGAAACUUGUAAUUUAAUUGUUUGCAUCCCAUGUGGCUUAGUAUGCCACAAAGAAAAAAAUCAUAAAACAAAAAUGGAAAAUUAAUAUACAUAAGACUAUAAAUAUAAAUAAUUGUGUUGUUAAUGUGGGAUGAAUAAUCAUUAAUGUAAUGGCUAGAAUCAAUUCUUAUUAAAAUGA